GAUAUCACUCGUUGGUUGCUGAGGACGGACGGCGCAAGCGGAGAAUAUGACCUACGUGGUUGAUGGGAUGGGGGACAGCGUGCAGAGAUGCUGGUUCGACUCUACGUGACACUGUUAGGUAUUAUACGAGCGCUCGCGAGAGCAUAUUAUGCGUUGUUAUUUUGGGCUUGUGAAAUUCGGAUUGGAUUGGAUUCGAUUGUUUUUUUUGCUUCCACUUUUCACCCUCGUCUCGGCUAAUACCCCCCCCCCCCAUCUUCGCCUUCACCUUCGACCAACCGGGCCGCCGCAAAGUCACAGUCAGCAAAUACCUACGUCCGCCGCGGCCUGUCUCAUCCUACCUGGGCCGACGUUCGGAUCUUACGGGCGGCCGUAUGGGGGGGGGGCGCGGGGCCGGGUCGAGGGUGGUUCUACGAGUUUUUGCUUGUGGUGUUUUUUUGUGUCUUGUUUCUGGGAGGUCUGAUUGAUGAGUUGGGAUAUCGUCGAAUUGGGACUGGGAGCUUGGGUAUCUGCUGGCGACGUACAGUCGUUGUUUGUAAGGUUGCACCGGGGACGGAUGGACAGACGGG
This is a messenger RNA of Durotheca rogersii, 566 nucleotides long. RefSeq lists its product as uncharacterized. NCBI's taxonomy places the organism in Eukaryota, Fungi, Ascomycota, Sordariomycetes, Xylariales, Xylariaceae. The coding region runs from base 149 to 460 and encodes 103 amino acids. The transcript has a single exon. The record is from RefSeq and is a predicted model, not a curated record.